AUAUGAAUACGUGUAUAUGAAUUAGGACCCAAUCACCCAAUUCAUAUUGAUGGUGUCAACAUCAACCCAAACUUAAAUUGUCCAUCUUCUAUUUGAUUCACUCUCAAUUCAACUCAAAACCCAAUGAAAUAACCAAAUUUACAAUUUUAAAUCUCACUAAUGGAGGUGUUAUGAAGAAAAACCCUAAUUCAAUUCUAAUAGCAAUUUUGUAAUUGGAAAAAAUUCCAUUUGCAUGAGCAACUCUUGGUAGACUUACCUAACCCACUACCACUAUGCUGGGCUAUAUCAAAUAGCAUAUGGUUUUAUUUCAAAUUGGUGAAGAAUUCUUUGAUUAACAUCAUUUCGAUGUGGUUUUUGCAACGAGUAUCGUUAAGAUCCAUGAUUGAUUCCAUUGGGAAUUUGGACAUCUACUAAGACUUCUUCUGUGUUGUUGCAACUGUGUUCACGGGACAUUACCUCAAGUUAAGUAUAUAUAUUUUAUAAAUACCAAAGAUGAUGCUAAUGCCUAGUGGGUCUAUACAACACUUAUCCCCGUCUCCACUAAAAGCUCCUCCAUUAGUGUGUUCUUGACCUUUGAGUCUCCCUCGCUUCUCACCAAACAAAUAACCAUCAGCCAUGGAGGGUAGCAUACUUGAUUUCCUCGGCACAGAACUAAUUGGGGUAAUGUCCCCAGUCUCGAUCUGUAUGCUUUUAGUAGUUUUGUUAGUCUCCACUCUUUCUCCUCCUUCGUCUCUUCCUGCCCCCCCUUCUCAAACCCCUAUCGUCACUGCGGCUAAUCUUGUCUACUCGGAAAACCCAUCUGAUUCCUCGGUUCAAAAACUUGAAGGCGCUCUUUUAAAUGCCGCUGUUUUUAUCCUCCUCAUUGCUGCAGUCACGUUUGUCCUUGUCCUCCUCUACUACUAUAACUUCACCAAUUUCCUCAAACACUAUAUGCGUUUUUCUGCUUUCCUUAUCCUCACCACGAUGGGAGGUGCUAUUUUUCUCUCUAUUGUCCGCCAUUUUUCUCUCCCCCUUGAUGCCCCAACUUGUUUCUUCCUUCUCCUUAACUUCUCCGCCCUUGGGGUUGUCUCGGUAUUUGGAAGAGGGGUUCCUAUUAUUAUUACCCAAUCAUAUACUGUUAUUUUGGGGAUUAUUACUGCUGCUUGGUUCACCCAAUUGCCUGAAUGGACUACCUGGGUGUUGCUUGUUGCUUUGGCGAUUUAUGAUUUGGUGGCGGUUUUAGCUCCUGGUGGCCCAUUGAAGAUUCUUGUGGAGUUGGCUCAGUCGAGAGACGAUGAACUCCCAGCGUUGGUUUACGAAGCAAGGCCUACUGUUCCUGAAUCUAACAGUGGAGGAGGACGACAUGGAGCUUUGGGGCUUUUAGUUGGUGGGGUUUCAGAUAAUUCAUUGGUGGAGCUUCAAAAUAUGUCGAGAAACAUUGAACGUUUUUUCGAUGAUGACGAGGAAUUUAACGCUGAAGAUGGAAGACAACCAAUGAACGGCGAUGGGGUGAGCGAUCUAGCGGAAGCAACACCAUUGAUAGUAGCAAGUUCAAGUGAGACCUGCGAGGUGGAUGAAGAGAGUGCACCCCUCGUAGAAAUGCUUGCUAGAGAGACGGGAAAUGGGGGUGACGGUAACGAUGAAACCGCAUCUCAGGGUAUCAAACUUGGACUUGGGGAUUUUGUAUUUUACAGUGUGCUCGUGGGUAGAGCUGCCAUGUACGAUCUAAUGACAGUAUACGCCUGUUACCUUGCUAUCAUAUCGGGGCUUGCUUGCACUCUCAUUUUGUUGGCUGUGUGUCGUCGUGCUCUACCUGCCUUGCCUAUUUCCAUCGCAUUAGGGGUUACGUUUUACUUUUUAACUCGAUUGUUAAUGGAACCGUAUGUUGUUCAGACAUCGACUAAUUUGUUGAUGUUCUGACUGCUCCUAAUCUCACUCCCCCGGAUACAGCUAGGAUGAUCGGAGAUAGUAUUAUAUCGUUCAGACGUGCUUUACUCUUCGAUAUACCAUAUCGGCAGCACAACAUUCUCGUCAGAGUUUUCUUUUUGGGAAGAUAAUCGGAUUUAAUGAACUUUCUGGAUUCCCGGACGUGUUAAUAGAGAACUGUAAAGAAAUACAUUCAUCUAAUCAGGUAACUUUUACUACAAUGAGAAGUUUAUAGCUUGGUGUAGAAAAGCUUGUCAAUUGAGAUCAUCUGUGUCAUCUAUAUCUAUGUUCUAUUGCUUUUGAAUAUGCAAUUAUUAAUCUCAUAUGAAAAUUUAAUCUGAUAAUGAAAUUCGAUAAAAGUUUUAUA
Messenger RNA from Amaranthus tricolor (Joseph's coat), 2272 nucleotides. RefSeq names its product presenilin-like protein At1g08700. Gene Ontology annotation, cellular component: membrane; nucleus. The coding region runs from base 616 to 1899 and encodes 427 amino acids. Gene Ontology annotation, molecular function: aspartic endopeptidase activity, intramembrane cleaving. Gene Ontology annotation, biological process: protein processing. The record is from RefSeq and is a predicted model, not a curated record. The transcript is spliced from 3 exons. NCBI's taxonomy places the organism in Eukaryota, Viridiplantae, Streptophyta, Magnoliopsida, Caryophyllales, Amaranthaceae.